Molecule: messenger RNA, 1222 nt
Organism: Asterias rubens (European starfish)
Lineage: Eukaryota; Metazoa; Echinodermata; Asteroidea; Forcipulatida; Asteriidae
Exons: 1
Coding region: 491-958 (155 amino acids)
Source: RefSeq, a predicted model, not a curated record
ACCUUCUCACGAGACACUUCGUACCUUCUCACGAGACACUUCAUACCUUCUCACGAGACACUUCGUACCUUGAGGAUUUCUGCAUAGUUUCUGGAUUUCUGUAUCUAGAAACGAAGGGUCACAUUGCUAAUAGACGGUGUCGUCAAUGGACUUAUUGCACAGAUUGAGGGCGCCGUGCAUUAAUUAUUUAAUAAUAAUUAGUGUUGACUGAUGGUGAUGAGUAUGGAAAAAAAACGAAUUAAACUCAAAUGGUGUUUUAUUUGUUUACAUGUUGACCGAUAGUGAUGAGUGUGAGUAUUUCAUUUAACUUGAGUGACAAUUUUGAAAUCCCGCAGGAACAAGAGGAAGCCACGAUUGCCGACCAAACUCUUCAUGAAGAACUCGAGGGACUCGGUGAUGUUCCUGUUACCAGCUUCAAGAUCACCACUGGAGGUACAGUUCGGGGAAAAAACAUUCUGGUCGACUCCAACGGCUACACAUACACCAUGAAAUGGAAGAAGGACCCCACUUCUCCAUUCUCUGCAUGGGUGUGUGUGGCUUGCGGAGUAAGACCCAGCGUUGCCCCGUGUCUGUCCUUCAGCAUGGUGAUCAGUUCAAGUUUGGUCGCAACGAGCAUCACCUUCACCCUGCCGUAGGAGAUGUGGCUGUUGCUGUCAAGGUGGCAGUAAAGAAGGCAGCCAAGGACAACAUCUUCCGCCCAGCCAGCGACAUCAUUGAAGGAGUUCUCACCAGGAUGGUGCCCGCCGACGCUCCCGUUAACUGCCCAAGACCCAGCAAUCUCACAAGAGCUGCCAACAGAGCCCGGCAAAGACAGCGGCCCCAAGAACCUCAAGACCAAGGCUUCGAGCUCAUAAUGGACAGCGUCCCAGAGGGGUUUCUCCAACAUGAUAUUCAUGUCGGGGAGUCCCGACAUGUAUAUUUGCAACCUCAGAACAGAUGGCGGCUCUCGACGGGGUGAAGACCUGGUAUCUGGACGGCACGUUUAAGAUAGUUAAACGGCCUUCUUACCAGUUGUUCACUAUCCAUGCAUUCGCCAAGAGUGACUCCGGUGUGUAGGAACAGGUCCCUCUAGCCUACUGUUUUAUCGGAAGCCGGACGAAGGCAGAUUACAAGAAGAUACUCAAGACCUUCCAAUUCUACAUGGUUUGUAGAAUAUUCAUCAUUUAGCUUCUUGCUAUCGUUGGUGAAGGAUCGAGAAAAAACACAUCAAAAUGCCAAUCUG